UAUGACACGACACCAACCAUACUCGACCGACAGACGAACGAACGGUUCACAUAUUUACGGUUCCUUCCUACUUUGCCAGUACGUUGUCGGUUCUGUGAUCACAGUUUUUAUUAAUGAAUGGGGUAUUUUGUAGGUCAUAUAUUAAAGGUGAUAUAAAAAAAGGUACCCAACAUCCACAAUGGGGUUCAUAUUUAAUUUGAUUAAGAGAUUAUUUACAAUAACCAUAAAGACUGUUUUCUUUUUGGUUCUUUUAUCUGCCGUCAUUGUUCUGAUCCCCAACUUCCCGCCAUACACAAAGUUCACCAGCAUUGAGAUUCAAUCUCCACAACCAAGAGUUGGUCCACUAGCAACCAAUGGGGCCUUAAACAAUGGUGGGAAACUGUACUCUGGUAAACUAUUGGGACCUGAAGCUUUCCAGUUAUACAAAGGAGAAGUAUACACCGGCUUGGCUACAGGAGAGAUUGUGAAACUGACACCACAAGGCCAUGUUACAUUUGUCACCAAAAUUGGGGAACCAUGCAGUGGACUUGCUUAUGAACACAUUUGUGGCCGACCACUUGGCUUUGUCAUUGAUAAAGAUGGAAACUUAUAUGUAGCCGAUGCAUACUAUGGUAUUUGGAAGGUAAACGUGAACACAAACAAGAAACAACUCCUGGUGUCUCCAAGAGUUUCCAUACAGGACCGUCUGCCUAAACUAUUUAACUCAGUUGCCUUGGCUAAGAAUGGAGAUUUAUACUGGACUGACUCCAGCAGUGAUUUCGAACUAAAAGAUGGAGUAAUUAGCUCCAUGUGUGAUCCUUCAGGAAGAUUAUUCCAUUAUGAUGCUGCUAAAAACCAAAGUAAAGUACUUUUGGACGACUUGUGGUUUGCAAAUGGUGUGGUUGUGUCACCCAAUAAUGAUUUUGUUGUUGUCUGCGAGACAUUCCGUAGCAGAUUGAUGAAAUACUAUCUCAGUGGACCCAAAAAAGGACAGUCUGAAGUAUUUGCAGAUGGACUGCCAGGCACCCCCGACAACGCGCGCCCUCUACCGGACGGGUCUGGUAUCCUGGUUGCGCUGUACACUGUAUUCGAAGAGGACCGACCACCCCUAACAAAAUUGAUGGCGGCCGCGCCAUUGUUUAGGAAGUUGGUAGCGCGUCUUCACAGACUUGUCGAGAUACCGUUCGAAUAUCUUAACAGCCUUUCUCCAAACAUCAUCUUUGAAGAAAUCUUAUAUAACAUUGGACACUUCAAAACUUUGUCUGGUUUAACUCCACCAAUGGCUGGGCUUGUACAAUUAGAUUGGAAUGGAAAUGUUGUGGCUGCAUAUUACAACACAGACAAAUCUUUGGGCCACAUCAGUGACGCCAUUGUGUUCAAUGGUAAGCUUUACAUGGGUAGUCCUCAUUUACAAGACUAUGUCGGAGCAGUACCUGCUCCUCCUCAAUUGAAGAAAGCAUUCGAAUCAUCCAAACAAACCGAAAGUCCUAAAGUUGAGACAAAGCCCGUUCAACAACCACCUGUAAAAAAGACUGAAGAGAAACCUAAAGCUGCCCCUAAACCUCAAGAGCCCAAGCCCACGACCACACCGCCGCCUAAGCCUGCUGAAAAGAAAACUACACCACCACCUAAGCCUGCUGAAAAGACUACUCCUCCACCAACUAAGCCAGUUGAGAAGACUACUCCUCCACCACCUAAGCCAGUUGAGAAGACUACUCCUCCACCACCUAAGCCUGUCGAAAAGACUACUCCUCCACCGCCAAAACCUGUCGAAAAGACUACUCCUCCUCCACCCAAACCUGCAGAGAAGACACCUCCACCCAAACCUGCACAGAAGACUCCCCCACCACCACCGAAACCUGCCGAGAAGACACCCCCUCCACCUCCCAAGCCUGUCGAGAAAACUCCUCCAAAACCUGUAGAGAAGGUUACUCCGCCACCACCGAAACCUGCAGAAAAGGUUACACCUCCACCACCAAAGGUUGCUGAGAAGACUACUCCUCCUCCGCCAAAACCUGCGGCAAAGGCUUCUCCACCCCCCAAGGCUGCGGAGAAACCUUCCCCGCCACCACCAAAACCGGCACCAAAGGCAGCCGAGAAACCUUCCUCACCACCACCUAAAGCCGCCGAACCUAAAAAAGAAGAACCCAAGGUUCAAACUGCUGAACCUAAACCCAAACCAAUAAAGGAGGAGAUCCCGUCAGACACCAUCAAACCAACUAAAGAAACUUUAAAAGUCAUAAAGAAGGAUGGUCCUGCUGAAAUCCAUGUGCCUGCGCAGUGAGUUACAUAUGGUUGUGGUAAUUUAAUUUAAAUGUAACAGAUUAAAGAUCUCUCAGUAAGGAACAAAACAUAUGUGGGAACUUAAAGCAUUGGGUGGGGUUAAUAAUAAUAAUUAAUUACUGUUCUAAAAUAUUAAGAAGAUCUGCAAGUUGCAUUUAUUUACUCGUGUAAAGUACGUUUGUGUACAAUAAUUCUUUCCCUUGGUAACAAAACACACGUUACUUAGAAAAUUUACUCUUCACUAUGUAGUAAAAUAAUUUUCUAUCUUUGUCUAUAAGGGUGGGAUCAAUAGAGUGAGCUCCUCUUUAAGUUUCAUGAAAAAUUACGAUAUUUUUCUAAAGCAGUUGUUGAGCUGCACUCGUAUGGUCCCACCAGUUACUAUUACUACACUACGCCACUAGAUCUAGGCCCGUAGGCGAAUAGUUGCACUGAUUUAUUAGCUAGUUCACAUUCCUUUCCAUUCCAACCUUUAUUCUUAAUUAUGUAAUGUUGAGUAUUUGUAUUAUGCUAGACUUUUUAUAACCCUUGUUAUUUAACUUCGAACGAAUGAGGUUCUUCAAUGUCGGAAUCCAUUUUAUAAUUGUGAUAUGUGUGAUUUGUUAACAUUUAUUGGACCAAUUUAUUAAUGAUAAAAAUAAUAAUUCUACAUCACAUUAAAUCUUCUGCUGCCGAUUGAAUUGAUAAUAUAUGCGUACAUACAUAUUAUAUUAUUUUAAGGAAACUUGAAAGAAAUAAUAUAGCAAUGUUUAGUGCAAAAUUGUUGUACAUGUACCUAUUGUAAUACCUCACUUGUUACAUGUUGUACAGAUAUCGUUACUCGUAUUGUUAGUUACCAGUCACCAAUUAGUGCAAUUAUAAAUGUUUAUUUCAAAUUAUUUACUACAGAUAUUUAUAUUGUUGUUAUGUCAGUCAACACUUUAUUGGAGCGAAAUUACAAUAUUAUAUUAGAGCCACGAUAAAAUGUUAGCGAAUGGGGUUAUAAUAUAAAAAUAGUGAGUGAAUUAUUAUUUAUUAAAAAGGACAUGUUUCUGAGAAAGUGUCGAACUGUUUUAUUUUGUCAUAAGUAUAAUGCUAUGUUAUGUAAAAUGUUAUACACAGUAACAAGUACACUGGUAAUUUCAUCCAAAAGAAAUACAUAAAAGAGCAAUAUUUGAUGUUUAAGCAAUAAAAUAUAUUUUUAUUACAUUAUGUACAUUUAUAUAUUAAAACAUUAAAAAAAUAAA
Molecule: messenger RNA, 3485 nt
Organism: Spodoptera frugiperda (fall armyworm)
Lineage: Eukaryota; Metazoa; Arthropoda; Insecta; Lepidoptera; Noctuidae
Product: adipocyte plasma membrane-associated protein Hemomucin-like
Exons: 7
Coding region: 179-2263 (694 amino acids)
Biological process (GO): biosynthetic process
Molecular function (GO): strictosidine synthase activity
Source: RefSeq, a predicted model, not a curated record